UCAAACCCGGAACUCAAGAGAAGGAAGACAGGGAGCCAACAUCAAACACUGACGAGGGGUUCGUAUUCUCCUCCUCAUCAUCGUAACGCCGGUCUAAGAAUCUAAGCCUCUCAUCACUCUUCCCCUUCAACCGCAGCCUCUUGUCGCGUGUUGCUGGAUUCCGUCCGACCUUCAUUAGCACGCCCUCUUGGCACUAUGACGAUGACAUCGUUGUCUCAGUAGCUGCAAUGCCAUAGCAGAGAGGGUCCUAUUAACAGCGAUCUACGCCACAACGCUGCCAGAAUGGACAGUUCGUCAAACCACGGCCUUGGGAAGCUUCUGCCCAAGGCGAUCACAGCAAAACGCCGGCGCAGCAAAGCCUCAUCGACAGCCAGCAAUGAUGAUGCUGAGGCGCACAAUGACGGAAUCAGCAGUCGCAGCGCCGCUGGCAGCGACGCUCACUCGAUUAGCGGCACCAUCAACAGCAACCACAGCAACAACAGCAACAACAGCACCGAAAAGACAUUGGACUCAGAUCUGGAUCCCCCGAACCGCAGGUCCACCGCCAUCUCUGUGCAUCCGCCUCAAGUUAUCGCUCCGGACGUCGUAGACACCACGUCUCCCGCCUCCACACGAUCCUCUACCUUUCCUAACGGAAGUACCGAAAGCCUCGAAUCCUCAAAGUCUCUCGCACGAAGCCGGACUAACCUCGAGACCCCCGGACCUCGGAAAAAGCGGUCCUCGAGCCGGCUGCGAGACGUAUUCAAGCCGAAGAAGAGCUUGGGCGACGGAGAGGAAACUGCCGCUCACAACGAGUCCCAGGAAGCCACUCCGUCACCGAAACCUGACGCAGAACCGAAGGCAUCAACCGACAGCAACCGGCGGCUUUCACGAGGUCAAAAGCUUGAGCCGUUGAACACGCGACCUCGCACACCUCCAGGCGAGGCGGUACCGCCAGUAGUGAUUGUGAAUACGCCGCCAACGCCCACCGAAACGCAGCCGGGCUCUGCUGCGGGUGACAGCCUACGUCGGCCCGCUGAUGCCGUUCUUGCUGAGAGCAUGAUCGGUCAACGACGGAGGGCAGGGUCCAAUGCUGGCCCGAGCAAGCUGUCGACCAUCACAACCGCCCCGCUGACACCCACACCCGAAAACCCCCCGGCAUCGGCCAACAAUCCCACCGCUACCUUUUUCUCCUCCAUGUUCUCUGCGGUCCAGAACACCGCCAACUCGCUCAGCACUACAAUACCGGCCCUGGCUCAGGGGGCUGGAAAGAACAAGGGAGGCCCGGGAAAUGAGCAAGGCGAAAGGGGACAAGACACAGUCGAAGUGGAGUCCACAGCAUCCCAGAGACCGUCUACGGAGCCGAAGGAACCGGCAGUCAAGACGCUAGGUAUGGGUGACCUCAGUCUCAGCCAGCUAGGCAUUGCCGACGCACCCAGUACUGCGCCCAGUCCUGUUAUAGCCCGCUUCGCGGAAACUGGAACGCGAAGGAGGUCAGAUUCUGCGCCCGCAGAUCCCCAUGCACUUGGCAUUGAUCUCACCGAGGACGCCCGGCCGCGGUCGAUCCACGAAGCUGCAGGCGGCGAGCGGACACCGCCGGCCGGCAGCCUCUAUGAAGGCAAGGCCGGCGUGCAGCGUAGCGGCAGCAUCCGCAGCGCCAUUGGCCAUCGCAGGAACCGCGGCAGCAGCAUUGCCACCCACGCGACCUCGGCUGCGAGCACGAUCGGCGCUGCCAUUGCGGCCGCCAACUCGUCGCUCGUCAACCCCGCCAGCAGCAGUGCUCCCGCGCCCAAGCUCACGGGCUUUGCCGUCGCAAACAAGAAGCGCAACCGAGACUUCCACGCAUUGUUCAAGAGCGUGCCGGAUGAUGACUAUCUGAUCGAGGACUACAGCUGCGCCUUGCAGCGGGAAAUCCUCGCACACGGCCGCUUGUAUAUCUCAGAGGGCCAUCUAUGCUUCAGUAGCAACAUUCUUGGUUGGGUGACUACGCUUGUUAUGAGCUUCGACGAGAUCGUCGCGGUCGAGAAGCGGAGCACUGCGUUGGUGUUCAAGAACGGCCUUGAGAUUUCCACACUGCACGCCAAGCACAUCUUUGCCUCGUUUGCCAGCCGCGACACCACGUACGAUCUCAUCAUCAAGAUCUGGAAGCUCGGCCACCCUCACCUGCAGAGCUCGCUCAACGGCGUCCGUCUGGAAGAGCCGGGCGGCGACCGGACCGAAAAGGUCGACCUUGAGUCAGUGUCCGCACCUGGUAGUCACAGAGACGACAGCGUCACGGCUUCCGACGACGAGAGCGGGGAUGAUGAAGACGUUUACGAUGAGGAUGAGGAUGAGGACGACGGCCACGCUGCCGGGCCGCCAUCUGAUGGGCAGGCCUCGGACGUCGCGGAGAAGGCUGCCCAGCGUAAGGUGUCGGGCACCGCGGCAGCUCCGGAGAAGCUUGAGGGCGGCGCGCCCGCGGGCGGAGCCGACUUCCCCGGCCCCGCGACCCAUGCGCCGACAGACUGCGGGGAUGCGUCCACACACUUCGAAAAGGUGCUGGGUGACGACGUCAUCCCCGCGCCCUUGGGCAAAGUCUACAAUCUCAUGUUCGGCCCGGCCUCCGCAGGCUGGAUGGGCAAGUGGCUCACGACGGAUCAAAAGUGUUUCGACCUCCAGAUGGAGGAUAAGCGCGGCCUGACGGACGAGGUUAGGUCACGCACCUUCACCUACAUUAAGCCCCUGUCGGCUUCGAUCGGGCCGAAGCAGACAAAGUGCAUCGUCACCGAAACACUCGAGAACAUUGAUCUGGAGAAGGCUGUCAACGUCCUCGUCAGCACUCAGAAUCCCGACGUCCCCAGCGGCAACAUCUUCGUCGUCAAGACCAAGUACUGUCUGACCUGGGCGGAAAACAACGGCACCCGCGUGCAGAUCAACAACGUCAUAGAAUGGUCCGGCAAGAGCUGGCUGAAAGGUCCCAUCGAGAAGGGUGCCAACGAGGGGCAGGCCCAGUACUGCAAGGACCUGUUUGCAGGCCUCAAAGCCGCCGUCUCUUCCCGGGCGCGGUCCGGCAGUGCGCUCAACGGCGCUGCCGCCCGCGGCAAGAAGCGCGGCCGCAAGAACAAGGCGACCCUGGCCUCGAGCACCGUCAGCGACGCCGAGGGAUCCCUCAAGGGCCCCGCCAAGCAGAGCUGGGGCCUCUUCGAACCGGCCCGUCCGAUCCUCGGUCCCGUCGUCGACACGAUCAGGCCGAUCCUUACCGGCAACGUCGUCUACGGCCUGCUGGUCGGUCUGUUGGUGGCCUCGUGGUUUGGGUUCGGUACUCGCCCCAGCGCGCCGCGGUACAGCCACGACCCGGCAUACGCGAACGCCCCGCAACGGCUGGCGGCGUACGAGGAGAUAUGGCGGAGGGAGGAGAGCGAUCUGUGGGAGUGGAUCGAGGAGCGGGUCGGGCUGGAGAGACUGGGCACGGACCCGCCGCUGCGGAAGAGGAGCGUGGAUCCGAGGACGGUGGAGGAGAAGCUGAGGGAAGAGAGGAUGGAUGAGCGGGAGCUCCGCGAGGCGAUACGCGUGACCGAGGAGCAUCUGGAGGUGCUGAAGGCGGUGGUGGAUAAGAAGGAAUAUGGGAGGUGACGAUGCCUACUAACUAACUACCCUGCCUGCGGCUGGCGCCGAUUUCGUUUUCUUGUGUCAAUUUGGUCAGGGGGAUUGGGUAUCGGCUGUACAUACAUACAUACAUAAGCGGGUGAUUUAGGCAUCUAAGAGCGUUUUGAGUGUCGUACAGCUUCGUAGUGUAUUAAAGAGUGCUUCACGA
Molecule: messenger RNA, 3772 nt
Organism: Chaetomium strumarium
Lineage: Eukaryota; Fungi; Ascomycota; Sordariomycetes; Sordariales; Chaetomiaceae
Exons: 3
Coding region: 283-3591 (1102 amino acids)
Biological process (GO): intracellular sterol transport
Cellular component (GO): endoplasmic reticulum-plasma membrane contact site; mitochondrion; cortical endoplasmic reticulum
Molecular function (GO): sterol binding; sterol transfer activity
Source: RefSeq, a predicted model, not a curated record